Molecule: messenger RNA, 737 nt
Organism: Hippoglossus stenolepis (Pacific halibut)
Lineage: Eukaryota; Metazoa; Chordata; Actinopteri; Pleuronectiformes; Pleuronectidae
Product: guanine nucleotide-binding protein G(I)/G(S)/G(O) subunit gamma-7
Exons: 2
Coding region: 111-329 (72 amino acids)
Biological process (GO): G protein-coupled receptor signaling pathway
Cellular component (GO): heterotrimeric G-protein complex
Molecular function (GO): G-protein beta-subunit binding
Source: RefSeq, a predicted model, not a curated record
GCUGACUCUGUGGAUCAGGUGAAACUCUGCUCCAAUCCCGUUUCCCAGCGGUGCUGCAGGUGUAGAAGAACAACAUUGCUCACAGAUAGUCAGUCUUUCUGCCAAGGGCAAUGUCAGGAAAGAUGUGCAGCAACAACAGUGUUGUUCAGACACGAAAGCUGGUGGAUCAACUUCGGGUGGAGGCAGGCAUGGAGAGAAUCAAGAUAUCCCUGACAGCAGCAGACUUGGUCCAGUACUGCAAGGACCACAGGCGCAGUGACCCUCUGCUCACCGGCAUCGCAGCUUCAUCCAAUCCUUUCAAAGAUAAGAAGACCUGUGUGCUGCUCUGACCGUCCUGAGUACAGAUCGCCAGCACAUAACAGACUGUGAUGGACAAAACAUGUUUGACAAUGCAACUGCAGAUUUCCUACUGACAAAUGUAUUAACUCACAAAGGCAAUUCACACUUGAUUUGUCUCCCUGCCACUAAUGAGGGAGCAGAAAACAUGUGACACUGUCUAAUACAAAGACAUCACUGGUUAUAAAACACGAACAGAUCAUGACUAAAAGUUGGUAAGUAGUUAAUUUUUUUCCACUUAACAACUUUAAGUAAUUUUACUGCUCUAUAUAACAGCAUAAUUAAAUAAUCUGUCAUAUUAAUAGCUUCGGUAUGAAUGUAUAACAGUUAGGAAUUACCUCAGUAACUGGCUCAGAUCAAGUCAAAUAAAUCAAAACCAAAGAAAUACAACCAAUGAAUCA